Molecule: messenger RNA, 2908 nt
Organism: Annulohypoxylon maeteangense
Lineage: Eukaryota; Fungi; Ascomycota; Sordariomycetes; Xylariales; Hypoxylaceae
Product: DNA repair helicase RAD25
Exons: 2
Coding region: 65-2557 (830 amino acids)
Biological process (GO): nucleotide-excision repair; transcription initiation at RNA polymerase II promoter
Cellular component (GO): transcription preinitiation complex; nucleotide-excision repair factor 3 complex; transcription factor TFIIH holo complex
Molecular function (GO): hydrolase activity; 3'-5' DNA helicase activity; ATP binding
Source: RefSeq, a predicted model, not a curated record
AAACUUCUACCUCAGCAUUUCUCUUUUUCUUCAUCUGCAUCACGCAAAGAAUUUCUUUGCCAAGAUGCCGCCCAAGAGAAAGGCUUCCGCUAACGUGUCAGGACCCUCCAAAUCAAGAAGGGCUUCUACAGCUUCAACUCCCGGGCCCUCCACCCCUCGAUCUAUCGGUAGUAACGAUGACUCGGAUUCCGCGGAAGAGCUUCCCCCUGAAAAUGAAGAACAGAUACAGAAGGUUGUAGAUCGCUUCUCGCUCGCAACAUUUCGGGACAAGGCAUCACACGAAGAGGACUGGACUUCGAGACGAUUCUUCAGAGACGGUAGACGUGAUUUCUCAUAUUUGCCAUUGAAACCCGAUUUCAAAAAUCGCCCUAUCUGGAUAGAUCCCCAGCGAGGACGAAUCAUCCUAGAGAACUUCAGUACUUUGGCCGAACAAGCGAAAGAUUUCCUUAUUACCGUUGCCGAACCUUUAUCGCGUCCAACCUUCAUCCACGAGUAUGCCCUUACUAGUCAUAGUCUGUAUGCGGCUGUAUCAGUUGGUUUGCAGCCUCGAGAUAUCAUCAAUACGUUGGAGCGGUUCUCUAAGACCCGUGUCCCUGAGUCUAUUAUAGGCUUCAUCGGAAGUUGUGCAUCUAGUUACGGGAAAGUGAAGCUGGUCAUUAAAGAUACGAAAUACUUCGUCGAGAGCACUGAUCCCGAAGUAUUGCAGAAACUAUUGAAAGAUCCUAUCAUUGGGCCGUGCCGUGUUCAAGGCACUGAGACGGUCACCAGCGCCCCCUCCAUGGGCGGCCUAGUCAUUCCCGGUACUUCCAAUGCCGCAGGAGUAAAGCAAGCACAGAUCAAGAAGGAUGAGAAUACGCAGCAAGAAUCGACUGAACAAACACAAGGCCAAAAUCCAUAUGAUGCUCUGAGAGAAGAUGACGAUGAUGAUAAUCAGGAUGCCGUGCACGCCUUUCAGAUCGAGGACUCUACUAUCGAGGUCGUUCAGAAGCGUGCUUUAGAAAUCCAGUACCCUAUGUUAGAAGAAUACGAUUUUCGCAACGACGACAAGAAUGCGAACCUUGAGAUCGACUUACGACCUGCUACACAGAUUAGAAGCUACCAAGAGAAAAGCCUUAGUAAGAUGUUCGGAAAUGGGCGAGCGAAGAGUGGUAUCAUUGUGUUACCUUGUGGUGCGGGCAAGACCCUGGUUGGCAUCACGGCCGCAUGCACAAUUAAAAAAGGGUGCAUUGUUCUUUGCACAAGCACAAUGUCGGCCAAUCAAUGGCGUAACGAAUUCUUGAAAUGGUCCAAUAUAAGACCGGAAGAUAUUGCCCUUUUUACGUCGGAUCAUAAAGCGAAGUUCCCUGGCAACACCGGGAUCAUUGUCACAACGUAUCCUAUGGUAACAAACUCCGGAAAGAAACGAGCUCAUGAUUCGGAGAAGGUUAUGAAGUUCCUGAGGGAGAAAGAAUGGGGUCUAAUGUUGCUGGACGAGGUUCACGUAGUACCUGCGGCCAUUUUUCGCAAGGUGUCACACUCAAUUAAGAGCCACGCGAAGCUUGGCCUAACUGCAACACUCCUACGAGAAGAUGACAAAAUUUCUGAUUUGAACUUUCUCAUUGGACCAAAAUUGUACGAGGCAAAUUGGAUGGAGCUAUCAGAGCAAGGACACAUAGCCAAGGUUCAGUGUGCUGAAGUCUGGUGCUCGAUGACGGCUGAGUUCUUUGACGAAUUCAACCGUCAGAAGAAGAACCGGAGUCUCCAGCAGAAUCUAUACGUCAUGAACCCGCGUAAGAUCCAAGCCUGCCAGUUCUUGAUCGAUUACCACGAAAAACGAGGUGACAAAAUUAUUGUCUUUUCCGACAACGUCUACGCCCUUAGAUCCAUUGCCGUGACUUUGGGGAAGGCUUUUAUUUGUGGAUCUACGUCUAAUAUGGAGCGUAUGGAAGUUCUAGAAAACUUUAUGCACAAUCCCGAAGUCAAGACUAUUUUCUUGUCAAAGAUUGGUGAUACAUCUCUAGAUCUUCCGGAAGCCACUUGUCUCAUUCAAAUCUCAUCUCAUUACGGAUCUCGUCGUCAGGAAGCACAGAGACUAGGACGCAUCCUUCGAGCGAAGCGCAGAUCGGACGAGGGAUUUAAUGCGUUUUUUUACUCAUUAGUCUCGAGAGAUACACCGGAAAUGUUCUACUCGACUAAGCGACAGGCUUUUCUGGUAGACCAAGGAUAUUCUUUUAAGGUUAUCACGCAACUGACCGGGAUUGAAGAAAUGCCAGGCCUUGUUUACAAAACGGCACAACAGCGUCGCGAACUACUUCAGACCAUCGUGAUCGAUACGGAGUCUAAGAAAGAGACAGAAUGGGACGAUGUCGCAGAUGACUUGUUCUACGGACCCGGAAUCAAGAAGAAGGGUCGCUACAAGCGUACAGCUGGCGAGCUCGUCGAACUCAGUGGCGGAAGAGAUAUGGCGUACAUUGAGCAGAGGAAGGGCAACAAGGGACUCAAGAAGAAGCCGGCGCAGAGCAAUGCCUUCUUCAAGAAGAUAUCCAGAGAAAAAGAGCGGUUGAAGAAUCAGCGCUAGACAACUUGAGCACUGUACACUGUAAGAUAUGGAAAAAGAUGUGAAUCGGGGGUACGAAAACGGGGGGCGGGCGUCAAUGGCAUUUUCAAGAUUGAACGGGGAGUGAAUAUACCCCAAGAAUAACGACGAGUUCCAGUGCGGGUUAGGCAGGUAGUGUUUUGAUGGAUGCCUUUGGCAAGCCACCCAGAUGGGCAUCAUUUUUGGUGAUACCUACUUCAUAGACGCCUACAUAGUACAUAGCUACUAGUAGCUAGAUACCACUAGUCAACGUGUACUCGAAUUUAGGUACUUUAUCCGGGCAUACUAUAAUAGCUUAGUGUUUCCAGCACAAUGGACAGAUGCACCAUCCCA